Molecule: messenger RNA, 2259 nt
Organism: Pyrus x bretschneideri (Chinese white pear)
Lineage: Eukaryota; Viridiplantae; Streptophyta; Magnoliopsida; Rosales; Rosaceae
Product: granule-bound starch synthase 1, chloroplastic/amyloplastic
Exons: 14
Coding region: 172-2016 (614 amino acids)
Molecular function (GO): alpha-1,4-glucan glucosyltransferase (UDP-glucose donor) activity
Source: RefSeq, a predicted model, not a curated record
CCGUUGCCAUUUUGACACGUUUCAUGCGACAAUAUUGUGCAGCAAGUAGAUAAACCCCACACAUUUACACUCCCCGGUUUCCAUUUCGCACGAACACUCUGAGCUAGCUGUUGAGUGAGACUCGGAGACUGACACCAUCUCUGGUUUUUGUGAUCUGCAAGGACUCCAUAAAUGGCAACUCUGGCAGCCUCACAAUUUGUAUCAAAGAGUUCCCAUGUCGAUGGAACUUCAGGGUUAGAAAUCAGAACAAACUUGGGGCAGAUGGGUAUGUGGAACCAACCCAUGGCUCACAAUGGGCUCGGAUCUUUGAGGAAUUUGGAUAUGCUUAGGAUGAAGAUCCGUCGCACUGCGGUUGCUAGGCAAGCCAUGAGGAAAUCUGAGAAGGCAGAGAGUGAUCUGUCUGUGGGGGAGACUGUAUGUGGGAAUGGAAUGAACUUGGUGUUUGUGGGGGCUGAAGUUGGUCCAUGGAGCAAAACUGGUGGCCUUGGUGAUGUUCUUGGAGGACUUCCACCAGCUAUGGCGGCUAACGGGCACCGUGUUAUGACCGUGUCUCCACGCUACGACCAGUACAAAGAUGCAUGGGACACUAGUGUACUACUUGAGAUAGAAAUUGGUGGUAGGGUUGAAACUGUUCGCUUCUUCCACUGCUACAAACGCGGAGUUGACCGUGUCUUUGUGGAUCACCCACUGUUCCUUGAGAAGGUAUGGGGUAAAACGGGAUCCAAAAUCUAUGGCCCGAGGACAGGAGUGGACUACAUGGACAACCAAUUUCGCUUCAGCUUGCUGUGCCGGGCUGCUCUGGAGGCACCAAGGGUUCUUAAUUUGAACAGCAACAAAUACUUCUCUGGACCAUAUGGUGAGGAUGUUGUAUUCAUUGCUAAUGAUUGGCACAGUGCUCUUCUUCCCUGCUACUUAAAAACCAUCUACAAACCGAAGGGGAUUUACAAAAAAGCCAAGGUCGCAUUUUGCAUCCACAACAUAGCUUACCAGGGCAGAUUUCCUUUUUCGGACUUCUCACUUCUUGAUUUGCCCGACAACCUUAAGGGUUCUUUCGACUUCAUUGAUGGGUAUGACAAACCCGUGAAAGGAAGAAAAAUCAAUUGGAUGAAAGCCGGAAUACUUGAAUCCGACAGGGUUGUAACUGUGAGCCCGUACUAUGCCCAUGAACUUGUUUCUGGAGAAGACAAAGGUGUGGAAUUAGAUAACAUCAUUCGCAAAACCGGCAUCACUGGUAUCGUGAAUGGCAUGGACGUUCAAGAGUGGAAUCCGGCCACUGACAAAUACUUAGAUAUCAAAUAUGAUAAUACAACUGUACUGGAUGCAAAGCCUUUGUUGAAGGAGGCUCUUCAAGCAGAAGUUGGGCUGCCAGUUGACAGGAACAUCCCCGUGUUUGGAUUCAUCGGUAGGCUAGAGGAGCAGAAGGGUUCGGAUAUUCUAGUAGAAGCUAUCUCGAAAUUUGUUGGAGAGGAGGACAUGCAAAUAAUAAUCCUUGGAACCGGCAAGAAGUACAUGGAGACGCAGAUAGAACAGCUAGAGAUCAAAUAUCCGGGAAAGGCCAUAGGAGUUACAAAAUUCAAUGUCCCGUUAGCCCACAUGAUCAUUGGUGGUUCUGAUUUCAUGUUGAUCCCAAGCAGAUUCGAACCCUGCGGUCUCAUUCAGUUGCACGCAAUGAGAUAUGGAACGGUGCCUAUUGUUGCCUCAACUGGUGGACUUGUCGACACUGUCAAAGAAGGUUUUACUGGAUUUCAGAUGGGAGAUUUCAACGUCGAAUGUGACAAAGUUGAUCCAGCAGAUGUAGCUGCAAUUGCUACUACUGUCAAGAGAGCUGUUGCAACUUAUGGUACUCCUGCAUUGAAUGAGAUGAUCCAGAAUUGCAUGGCCCAAGAUCUUUCGUGGAAGGGACCUUCGAAACAAUGGGAAAAGCUGCUGUUGAGCCUGGAAGUUGCUGGCAACGAACAAGGCCUUGAAGGGGAAGAGAUUGCCCCGCUUGCAAAGGAAAAUGUUGCCACUCCCUGAGCAUUAGGUUUCGAAUAUUAACGUACAAGCUAGUAUGCCAACUUCCACCUGUGACAAUGGCUACUGGUUUGUAUCACCUCCAGCUUCUUGGUGGAAAUCUAUGGGAUUGUUCUAUGAUCAAUUAAGUUUGUAAGAACAUAAUGAAUCUGACUCGUCUUUGAUGCGGUUGUGAAUACUUGGACAUAUGUUUGUAGAACACUAUGUUUUCGUGGAGUCCUAAGCUAUUAUAGUGGUCUUUGGCAA